GGUGCGGGUGAGGAGGGACGGGGUCGGUCGGGGGUAGACGGGGGGUAUGGCGGGACCCGACCCGUCGGUGGUGAAAUGGGACGACUCCAAGCCGACAGACCGGGACGCCGGGAUCCGAUGGGACGACAAGCCCGCAGACAGAGACUCGGGAGUGCGAUGGGACGAGAGGACCGCGGAGCGCGACAUGAGAGACCGAGAUCCUUCGGUGGUGCGAUGGGAGGACGCGAAGGAAGUGAGGUUUCCGUCCCCUCCACUCCCUUUGAACCUCCAGAACCGCUCACACUCCCGGUCCAUGUCCUCCCUCCCUCCCGAGCCCUUCAUGAUCAUGCGGUCGAAGGCGCUGAACCGCCGUGUGUGUAUCAACGUGGGUGGUGUGAAGCACGAGGUGUUGUGGCGGACCCUAGAACGCCUUCCACACACGCGCCUCGGCCGCCUCCGAGACUGCAACACCCACGAGGCCAUCACAGAGCUGUGUGACGACUACUCGCUCAUAGACAACGAAUACUUCUUCGAUAGGCAUCCCAAGAGUUUUUCAUCCAUCCUGAACUUUUACCGGACCGGAAAGCUCCACCUGGUGGACGAGAUGUGUGUGCUCGCGUUCUCCGACGACCUGGAGUACUGGGGCGUGGACGAGCUGUACCUGGAGUCGUGCUGCCAACACAAGUACCACCAGAGGAAGGAGCACGUCCACGAGGAGAUGAGGAAGGAGGCGGAGUCCCUGAGGCAGAGGGAUGAGGAGGAGUUCGGGGAGGGAAAGUGUGCACAUUACCAGCAGUUCCUGUGGGACCUUCUGGAGAAGCCCACCACGUCCAUAGCAGCCCGGGUCAUAGCUGUCAUCUCAAUAUUGUUCAUCGUGUUGUCCACGAUAGCUCUCACUCUAAACACCAUUCCGCAAAUGCAAGUGAACGACGAGAAGGGCGCAGUCCAAGACAAUCCCCAGUUAGCCAUGGUAGAGGCAGUCUGUAUCACUUGGUUCACUCUAGAAUACGUUCUGCGCUUCAGUGCGUCCCCGAACAAGUGGAAGUUCUUCAAAGGCGGUCUAAACGUCAUAGAUCUCUUAGCCAUUCUGCCCUAUUACGUAUCACUCUUCCUCGUGGAGACCAAUAAGAACGCGACGGACCAGUUCCAAGACGUCCGCAGAGUCGUGCAGAUUUUCCGGAUCAUGAGGAUAUUGAGGAUUUUAAAACUCGCGAGACAUUCCACCGGUCUGCAAUCCCUCGGGUUCACCUUGAGAAACUCGUACAAGGAGUUGGGCCUCCUCAUGCUCUUCCUAGCCAUGGGCGUGUUGAUAUUCUCGAGUCUCGCGUACUUUGCCGAGAAGGAGGAACCGGGGACCAAGUUUAUCUCUAUUCCGGAGACGUUCUGGUGGGCGGGAAUCACUAUGACCACAGUAGGAUAUGGCGACAUCUACCCGACCACUCCCCUUGGGAAGGUUAUUGGUAGUGUUUGCUGUAUCUGUGGAGUCCUGGUCAUUGCGCUGCCCAUUCCCAUCAUAGUGAACAACUUCGCCGAGUUCUACAAGAACCAGAUGCGGCGAGAGAAGGCGCUGAAGAGGCGGGAAGCGCUGGAGAGAGCUAAGCGAGAGGGCAGCAUCGUCAGCUUCCAUCACAUCAAUCUAAGAGACGCUUUCGCUAAGAGCAUGGAUCUAAUAGAUGUCAUUGUAGACACGGACGCUGUACUCGGACAUAACCUGUCCACUGCAGAUGGUAACAGCACAGAAGGCGAGAGUGGAAGCGUUAACCCCGCACAGACCGGACCCGGGUGUUAUAGAAACCACGAACACUUCACCUCCAGACACCGCAGGCCCCCUGUACAGCCCCCCUUGCUGGACCUGGACCCGCCCGAGGCCCCGCCACAGCCACAAAGUCCCCCUCAUCAACAAAACCCUCCUACAAGUCCGGCGAAUGAAUCUAGCAACGCAUUGGCUAAGCUGGAAGAAAUACCGACAGAGUUCGAGUGUUGUUUUUGCAAUACCAAGGACUACAAAGACUUCAUAGACGCAGAGAGUCUCAUGCCGCUAGCUACCUCAGACUUUCGCAACCCUGUGUGCCUGGAGAUGAAGUUGAUGAGGAGUGGGCGAGGAGCCUACGAGGGAACUGGAGUCAUGGAGAUAGGCAGUGUGGACAGCAGCGAUACAUACGCUAGCUGCACAACUCAACCGUUCAAUAGUCAGGGAGAUCUUGCAGAGACCCCGUGUGAUCAGUUGGACACCAGCAACUUGUACAUAAACCCCCUGGAGAGCCCCAGUCCCUGCGGGGGUGUCAAGAAGAGUGCCUCAGGCGACCCCGGACUGCGGAGUCUCGGGGCGUCACCUCUUGACGAGACGUACCGAGGGUUCGGGGCGACUGAUCACGGAAGUCGGGGCAGCCUCAAUGACACUCCCCUGCCUAAACAUCGGAAGACAAGAUUCCAACAGCCAAAAUUGGGAGAAUCUCUUGGCCGAGAAUCACAAGAGAGUUUGGAGACGAUAAAGCGGCGAAGACCUUCGUUUAUGCCUUCAAAAUCGCUCGCCACCGCCACCCGAAUCAUAAACCAGCAUCUAUUUGGCCUUCAAACUCUUAGUAAGCCGGCAAAAAAUGGGGAGAGCCGUUCUUCACUAUCUGUUGACUCCAUUGACAGCAGAAGUUGUACAACUCCGGAGACCCACCGCAGGUCCAAGUCCAUUCUGAAGAAGCAUGAGACUUGCGCAAACCACAGAGGUCGGGCUAACGAUGACCCGGAAACCGAGAAACUGAUAUCGGACUCAGCCUCGGGGGCCGGCUCAGACUACUCACCUGGCAAGAGUCCGCCAGCACUCAGAGCUAUAGGUCCGUUGCGGUCACCCAACGCCACCAAACCUCAAGCGCUUCCCAUCAAGUUUGUCGGGAUCUCCGGCGCCGCCUCCAACAACCCCUCGGACAUGACGUUGCUGCAGGAACUGCUGGGCUCGACUGCGGCUCCCCCUCCACUAUACAUCUGUCCUCCGCCGCCUCCCAUGGAGCACUCUCCCACCGAGGAGACGAAGCUGCUGCUCCACCACGGUGACUCCACCUCUCACCAUCCGCUCCACUCCUCAUAGCAGUCACAGGGAGGGCCAUGCCCCGACUCCACUCACAAGCAUAUCGGCAGAAAAACAACGACCUCCGCUGUAGUCGUCAAGACUUCACCCCUUCAAGCAUUCCGUAGACUUAUCGAGCCAGACUCAGGGAACGAGUGUCGUGCGAAAGCGAGUGUUUGUAUAAUAAAAACUCUGUCACACCGUGCUCUACUGUACAUUCGUAUUGGACUCACAACUCCUUUUUUACAAGUUUUAUUUUCCUACCUAGAUCCGCAAAGCUGAAAUGUGUAUUAUAUUAUUGAAAAUCGUUUCUGUAAGACAAAACGAAAAUGUAAAAUUGUUUCUGCAAAAUAAAAUGUAAGUAGGGAAUUAAGGUUGCUCAAAUCGAAACAGGCAACUUUCAACUAAAGCGGUGAAGCUGGUUGGAUCGCGUUGCUGUAUUUUGUUACGUAAGCUUACAAAACGUUUCCAGUUGUGUUACACAUUCAAUGAAAGGGAUCAAAUAGCGUAGAAGCUGUUGUAGUGGUUAUAUUUUUAGGCUGUGUACAUAUCUAGUUACAUGAUUACCAAUUUUAUCUGAAAGUUGCAUUUUGUAUGAUAUGAAUCAUAUGUCGUUGAUUUCUAUUAUGUAAUCUAUUGUUCCUAUAAUUUCUGUAAAAAUAAAAAGUAAACCUGCAAAAUCUAGCUUUAACAAAAUUGUGUUUGGAAUUUGACUGUUCAGAAAUUCCCGUUCAAGAAUUUAAAUUUUAAACAGAAUAUUAUUGUACGAUUUUUAAUUAUUCUGCACUUUAAGUUGUUUAAAAAAAAUCAAAUAUAAAUUGAAUGACAGAGCUAUUAAAACCAGAGGAUGUGUGUAACGAUCUUACCUGCAAACUUUCCCAUGAGUUUUGUGUAAAAAUUAUACUUAUUUAAAUUUACUCUAAAGCACCAAUGUUACUCCCAAUAGUAAUUAUUGUUAAGACCGCAUUGAAGGUAAAGUAAAAUCAAUUCAAGUAAGAAAAUAACUAGAUUUUCUAAUUGAUAUCUGCUGCUAACCAGAAAAAAACCUCACCAUCAUGAAGACAGUAUAACAAUUUUACAAAGAAAAAAUCUCAACACUUUUUUACAGUUAUGUUCUUCUCCAAACAGAAAACAUGAUUGGAAAACACGACUCAUGUUAUAUUUGAUCGUUAUAAACAAAUCCAAAAACAAAUUCAUUUGCAGAAUAUUCUUAUGUACCGGUUUUCGUUAUAUUUUUGACAAUGCUAACAUUGAUGAAUCAAAGAUUUUAAUUAGAGUUUUAAUCAGAUACAGUUACGGGUAUAAAUUUACAAUCAAUGAGAAAGUAUUCCACACAAUUUACAAAGAGUUGUUUUACGUGUUUGAUUCACAGUGUGUUAAAAUUUAUGUGUUUACUAACAAACCGAAUUACAACUAUUUAUCCACAAGAUAUGCUAAGUUUAUAACGGCCUAUAUUCGGUUAAGCACAAAGUAUUAAACUAUGCUUUAACAUUUUACUCAUAACAUUCCUAUACUUUAGUAUACUACUUUGCUGAAAUAUAUACUUAUAAAACAAAACAUAAAGUUUCUGAUAAGAAAACUAAAAAAACUAAAAAUUGUUGACUGAUGUUCGUUAAGCUAACUUUGGUACUUAGUAAUAUUGUUAAAUUUGUAUUCAAGAAAAUAAUUAACAAUCUUUUUGUAAAUAUAAUAAAUGUGAUUGAGGAAAAGGUUUUAUGUUAGAAGGGUUACAGAGUUUAUGGGAGUUGUCGGUUAACUUGACCUAAGUCAAAUUGUUUUCUUAAGCUAUGUUUUAGGCCUAAUUCCAACCAUGUCUUCACCUACUGUCUAUUUCAUAUUUAAAUGGAAGAAAACAUUUGUUACAUAACUAAACCGGUUAACAUAACAUUAAAAAUUGAAUCAGGCAAUCAAGUAAAAUGAUUUAGCUUUAAAAUAUUGAAACAGCAAUGUAAAAAAUAAAACUAUUGUACACAAACAGAUAUACAUACCUAAUACAAGAGGUUAUUGCUUUUUGAAAUGACACACUACAUUUCAUUACAACGAAGUUUAAAAAAAAAAGCAUUAAAACUUGCGACCGGUUAUUUAAUGCAAAAAGUUAUAACUCAAAAUAUAUAUUUAAUUUGAAUAAAUGCUUACUUUGAACUAAAUACAUCAAAGGAAAACCACCCCUAAUUGUGUGUUAAGCAUUAAUCUUUUGAGUAUUGACAGGACUACACAUUCCAUUUCUAUGUUAAAGUUGCCGUCAAAUUUGGAGUAAAAUGAACGUAGUUGAGUUGAGCCGUUGACGAUGAAUGAAUUAAUAAAUUAUGAAUGAAUGGAAAAUGGUAUUUAUUGGCACAAAACGUUCAGAGUUGUAAUAUCUUGACAGAUUAAACAAUCUGACAGUGAUUUAUAUUGCCAACUUUACCCAGUCAAACUGACAGGACAGCUUAUUGUAAGCUAAAGCAUCUUUUACAACAACUAUAUCUUAGGAAUAAAAACUAAGGGAAGAAUUUUAGACUGUAGUACACCCAGUGAUUAUCCUUCUACAUGUUCCCGCUUAGCAUUUUUUAAACCAAAAAGAACAUGGCUGAAUGAACCACUCGUCUGCGACUGUCUAAAAUUCAUUUUUCUCCGUUAGUUUUUGUUUUGUUGAUUUGGCGUAAGGGUAAAAUAAGCUGUAGUUAAAAAAUUUCCUUUAAAAAGUUAAGUACGUAACUGUAACUUGGUUAAAACGUUACCAUGUUUUAUCUAAAUCAAAUCAGUGAUUUACACAUAGAGUUGGUAGCUUGAUUCAAUUAAGUUUAUUUUUAUUCUAAAACUUACAUGUUUUGUAAAAAUUCUAAACUCAUCCUCCAUAUAUUCAGUUUCAGCAUUGUCAUGCACCAUCUAGAUAAUCAAUUAAACUUUUUAGAAAUACUUUACCAACAAAAUAUCGACUUAAAAUUAAACCGAUAAAAAUUUAAUCAAUAAAUACAAUUUAGACUUCCAACUAAAUGAGAAAUAGACAGUAACAAUACAAUAUGCCCUGUACAAUGUUACGCCCUGCAAGCAAUAUAUGUGCUAGUGCCUGAUGGCCUCAUUAAGUUUGUCAUUAUGUCCGACAGUAGGCGCUGCGCAUGUACUGUAUGUAUAAUCUCACACUAAGCACCCGUUGUUACUAUUGGUGCAAUCAGUAAACAUUUUUUGAAUUAUU
Molecule: messenger RNA, 6212 nt
Organism: Macrosteles quadrilineatus (aster leafhopper)
Lineage: Eukaryota; Metazoa; Arthropoda; Insecta; Hemiptera; Cicadellidae
Product: potassium voltage-gated channel protein Shab-like
Exons: 10
Coding region: 47-3058 (1003 amino acids)
Biological process (GO): potassium ion transmembrane transport; protein homooligomerization
Cellular component (GO): membrane; voltage-gated potassium channel complex
Molecular function (GO): protein binding; delayed rectifier potassium channel activity
Source: RefSeq, a predicted model, not a curated record